CGUGCGCAUCUAACCUGUUACCCCUCGUGCAGGGGAGACGCCGAUGUGACGCGCUGACGUCAGCAGGUCUGUGACAGCACUUCCUGGAGCGGUGUUUGUUGUGGGAAAUAAUUACCACCGUGGAGUCGGACCUGGGAGAGGACAGGACGAACUGCAACCACCAGCCCGACCUCCGAGCAUGUGUCCGCGGCAUCAGCUGCGACGGGCGGGGAAGUGACGGCCGGGACCGAGGAGGGGGACGCGGGGGAUAUCCACGGACUUGACAGCCCCUGCAGAGCCGAGGCGAGCCGAGCCGAGCGGAGCCGCCGACAGCCUCGGAGCUGUCGCGAUGUUGUAGCCCAAACCAUGGACAGCAGAAUAAAGGAGAGCCCAGAGAGAACAUUUGAUCUGGUUGUGCAGGUGUCGUGUCCAGCAUCCGAGCAUGAAGAUCCAACCGUGCUGUGGAGCUUCCCCCAGGACCACACAGACCAGGAGGUCCUUCAGACGAUACCAAAGUUCUGCUUUCCCUUUGACGUGGAAAGGGUUAACCAGAGUCAGGUGGGGCAGAACUUCACCUUUGUGCUGACGGACAUCGACGGCAAGCAGAGAUUUGGUUUUUGUCGUCUCACUCAAGGCUGCCGGAUCUGCAUAUGUCUGCUCAGUUAUAUACCAUGGUUUGAAAUCUACUACAAGCUGCUAAACACCCUGUCAGAUUACCUAAUGAAACAACAGGAAAAUGACUUGAACGACAUGCUGAAUUCUCUCUAUGAUCUGCCUGUGCCAAAGCCCUUCACGCCAGUCAACCUGAGUGUGAAUGAGCAGUUGUAUAUUGCCACUGGGCAAGUACUGAGAGAUCGGGGAAGCAAGGAGAUGCACUCCUACUUCAUUGCCCCGGAUAUCAAUGGACUGCCAACGAUCCCUGAGAGUAGGAACCUGACAGAGUAUUUUGUGGCUGUGGAUGUCAACAACAUGCUCCAGCUCUACGCCAGUAUGCUGCACGAACGACGCAUCAUCAUUACCUCAAGCAAGCUUAGCACUUUAACUGCAUGUGUCCACGGUGCGGCUGCUAUGCUCUUUCCCAUGUACUGGCAGCACAUCUUCAUCCCUGUGCUGCCCCCGCAUCUUCUGGACUACUGCUGUGCCCCCAUGCCAUACUUCGUGGGAGUUCAUCUGAGUCUGCUCGAGAGAGUACGCAGUCGAUCACUGGAGGAUGUGGUUAUUCUGAAUGUGGAUACCAACACCCUGGAGAGUCCAUUUGAUGACUUGCACAACCUGCCCAGUGAUGUGAUGUCCUCUCUGAAGAGCAAGCUGAAGAAGCAGUCGACGGCAACAGGAAGUGGUGUGGCGAGGUCCUUCAUGAGAGCGCAGGCCGCUCUGUUCGGAUGCUACCGAGACGCCCUGAGAUAUAAACCAGGGGAGCCUAUCACUUUCUGUGAGGAGAGCUUUGCGAACCACCGCUCGAGCACCAUGAGGAACUUCCUGUCCAUGGCUGUCAACCUGCAGCUCUUCAAACAGUUCAUCGACGGACGGCUGGCCAAAUUGAACGCAGGCCGUGGCUUCACCGACGUGUUUGAAGAGGAGAUCACAGAGGGGGGCUUCUGUGGAAGUAAUUCAAGGUCUUAUCAGCAAUGGAUGCACACCGUGAAGAGAGGAGGAGCACUCCUCAACACGGCCGUGACAAAGGCCAAGAGUCAUGCCAAGAGGGGCAUCCGGGACAUUAAGGGCAGACUAAAAGCAAGGGAAGAGGAAGAAGAGGGGAUGCCGGUCUGUGCGGGGUCUCCCACCAGCACCAAGAGCCUGUCUCCAAGGAGACUGCAGAAGAUAAGACGGCAGAACCUCAGAAAGUCUCCCAUGAGCAUGGACCCCAGAGAUCUUGGCUACGGGCUCGAUGAUGAUGAGCUGGACAGUGCGAGCAAGCUCUCCUCAGAAGACAGCGGGGACGUCCCUUCCUACACAGAGGACAGCGACGACUCGUACUCGCUGGAGCUGGACAUCGACCCUUCCCGCUCGGGCCAGAUGAACCUGCUGGAGGAAAUCCUGGACUCUCUGAACACCUCGGGGCUGGACCAAGGCAAACUCAGUGCUGCCAAGAGCCUGGACUUCUUCAGGUCCAUGGAUGAGUUAGACUACAAGACCCCGACCAAACCAACCCCUGAGUCGAACCCUGCAGAUGAAAGUGGUUGUGCUGGUGACCAGAAUCAGGGCGGCUGGAAUAUGGGCCAGGACGACAGCGCCAUCCACGGAAAACACCUCCCUCCGUCUCCACGGAGACAGCCCAACAAGAGCAGCCUGAAGGUGUUGAAGAAGCCUGUAGUCGCUCCUCCAGUACCCGUCACCACUGUCACACCCCCAGCCCAAGCUGCUGACGUGUCCAGACCCUGGCCGAGUUCUCCUCACCUUUCACCUCCGGAACGACAUCCAGGACACCGCUUCUCCUACUCGCCCCUACUGCCCCACAAACCUACACCCACUCCGCCAUCUCCCACACUCUCUCACACUCACAGCUCUCUAGCACCAGAUUCUUACCUGGACUACUCUCCAGUGGGCCGGUCCCGGACCAUCUCAGACCCCCAGGCCUGCACGGAGUCUUCUCAGACCCUGAACCAGACUUCCUCCACUGGCAUCCUGAGGAGGAAGGUGCUGUCCAAGGAGAUGGUGAGGCAAUACCACGAAAAGGCCCUUCACCGGCAGGGCAGCAGGGUCUACCAGGAGGGCGAGGAGAGCCCAUCGAAGCACAGACAGUCAGCUCUGCCGGUCCCGUGGGAGAAAGAGGUGUCCAAAGAGGGGCUCCUGGGGCUGGGCCUGUGUCUGGGUGAGAGUCAAGGCUCUGGGGCGGCUGUGGUGCAGCAUCAAACCCUCCUUGAGGAGAUCGACGCCAGGUGUUGCCUCGGCUCCCUCCACACCAGCCUGCAGCUCUCCCAGGUUCACUGCAACAACAGUCACCACCAGGUCCAGGGCAAAGCCACAGAGGAGUCCUGAGGGACCUCAAAGACUCAGUGUCCGUAAAACGCCAUAGAAGUAUAUUCACUGUCAUCGUAGAGGACAUGAUCAGUUCAGAAGUUUUUCUAUCUCAACACCCAGCGAUCAGGAAACGUCACAAACAAACCUGAUGUCAUACAGGCAGCCACGAAGCGUUAGCUAAGAUGCUAAAAGGAAAACGAGAGUGAUGAGCUGGUGCACUGCACAAUUCUCCGUUUGUCGUCCAUCUUUGUUUUCAAAUGAUUCAAUUUGUAUUUCAGGUGAAAUAAUCUGACAUUGUUUCCAAGAUAAGUGGACAAACUUUUUACUUGUAUCUGGAAGCAAAAUAGAAAAAUGACAAAAAAAUAACUAAAACCCCAAAACUCAAAAUCUUUAAAAAACACUUAAUUAACAAUAGAAGAUUUUUCUUACAUCCAAAACAAGAUAAUUCGUUUUCUUUCAAGUGAUUUGGAUGCUACAGUAAGAAAAACUUCGGAGUUUAUAAAGAUUCUGGAAACAAGUGACGGCAGCAGGACAAAAACACAAAGUGAGACAUGCAGUGUUGUUAUUUCAGUUGGGUUUUAAGAAAGUACAAUUCUAUAAACUCAACUCCAAACAAAAGAGACAAGAUAGAUGUUUCUGCAUCACAGUAUUUUUGUUGAUAAUCGUCUACAUUUCUGAACGACACGUGUUGUAUUAUUCAUCUAGAAAACAUUUCACAAAGCAACACUCGACCCUUGAAUUAUAUUUUGCACAGAAUAUAUGUAGCCGACAGGUAAAGGAGGAAUUGUUCACAUUACGAAGAGGAAAUCCAGAAACGGCUGCGUCAGCAUUACGAGGGGCCGACGGCUCCUCAUGUUCCAAACAUUUCACAUGAUCAAAAUUUGCACUUGGUUAUCAACAAAUAAUACUCAGUUAUUACUUCGUGGUACGAAAAGUCAAACAGGAUUUUCUAGAAACAAAUGAAACUAAUGAUACACUGUGUAAUUUAAUAUGUUUUUUCUAUCACCAUGCCUUAAGUGGACAUGUGAUUUGUUUAUAAUACUCUGGUGUCUUAAUCUAUCUAUCGAUACCAAUACAGGUACUUUGUAAUCCGAUUACUUACAGAUCGUUAAUGCAACAGUUAGUAGUACUUAAACAGCACUGUGUGUAUCUGUAUUAAUAGAGUAGUUAAUAUAUGAUGUGCUUUAAGUUGCUGUUUUUAAAUUGCAUUCCCGAUCAUGAGCUGUGCACGUGGAGAAACCUCUCUCCUCUCCCUGCGUUCCUCAGGACACUUCUGCAAAUACACUCAAAGUUUAAAGCCGAUUCUUAUGAAAAAAAAGCCAAUAUCCUUCCUCCAUCUCCUCUUCUUCCUCUUUUCCCACCGUCGCCGCUCUGCUCCUCACGUUGUCUCUCACUCUCGACCUUUAGAACGGCCGCCAGUUGUUGCAGAGCUUGUGAGGUUUUGGAGCGGAGGUGGAAAAAGGUGAACUUUAUGCGAUACGACAGAUAAAACCAUACAUUCAUGUUAUUAUCUACAGAUCCCGUGGAAAGACCGAAACUAACGAUACAGAUUUUUCUCAGACCCCCCCCCCACCCUGUUUGUGGCCCACAGCCUCAAGCCCAUUUGUUCCUACUGAUGAUGUAAACUUUUAAAGUGGGUCACAAAUACUGAGUAAAGUUCUCAUUUUCAGUCUCAAAACAAGACGUAGCUUCUGUAGAGAAUAGAACUAAAUACAUUCAUCUGUAGAACUAAUUCAGCGUUGAUUUUGGGUUUUCUCACGGGAUUUGUUGACUUUUCCGAAGAAUCCAGAACCUCUCGUAUAACUUUUUUAUCGUCGCGUCUCACAUGAGGAAAUGCAAUCUCUGUCCCUCUAGGUCCGAGUCUCACACUGUAAUGCAACGCAGUGAUUGACGAUUGUGCUGUAAUGAAGCAAUACAGUUCUCCUCAGAGAGUAGCUACAUGGAUGUAAUGUGUACAGAGUCGAAACUAUUUCUAUAACAGACUCUCCUGUGGAGAGAAAACGCCAUGUCCGGAGAUUGUGGGUUCCCAUCGUUCUCUUGAGUCACCACAAAACCCAUGAUGGAAAAAAACGAAAGCCCUUUCAUGUGCUUGUGUUGGGAUUAUUACAUUUAUGGUUCGUUGUUCUUAUGAUUUAUGCCAGACGCCAGUCGGUGUGGCAGUUUAAUAGCAGCUAUUCCUCCACUUUUUGAGUGCUGCUCUGCGUUAACGAUUCGCCCAUAAAGUCUUUGGCGUGCUUCUAAAAGCCCAGGAAUCGGUCCUAGUAAUUCCGAAAAGAAAAAAAAAAAACUAGACUCCAGAACAAUCUCUGUACGGGCCUCACCUAUCGCAAACAAGCUUAUUUACUAUGCAAGUAUUUAAAAUGAUGAAAAUAUAGUAUUUUUUUCCACAUUAUAUUCUAUGAUUCUACUUGAAACCAACCAAAAUUUAUUUCUAGUGAGAAUAAACCUCACGUGUCCCUAAAUAAAUUCCCAGUGUGAGCUGAGGUGUGUCUAAUGGUGUGAGUGUGUGUUGUGCCUUAAACAGUCAGAGUACCAUCCUAUACAAUCACAACAAGGUACAGUAUGAUAGAAAGUAAUAUGCAAUGUUUUCCGACCACCUUAAAUCACACUAUGGAGCAUCUUCGUAUUUAUAUGACAAACCGACACAAAAACCCUGAUUUGGUUUGGUGAGGAAAUGACCUGGACUGAAGUCGGGUAGCAGCGUUGUUUGUGUAGCUGUUGUGUUUCUGACUUUCAGCUUCAGCUGCAGUUACUCCGUGUUUUUCUUUUUUUUGGUCCUGUGGGCGCUGGGAACUUCCUGUAUUGAAGAGAGGAUGUUGGAAUUUCUCUGGGUCAUUUUGUCCUUAUUUGUAAACGAAGUACUUUGAUUGAUUGUGAUAUUAAUACGUGUUUAGUUUGUGCUCUUCGUCUUUUUCAUCUCUUUUUAGUUUUUUAAAUACCCUGACUACUCAUUCUGAGCAAACUGUAUUAAAAAAAAAAAAAACAUUUCUCAGAGGAGUUUCUUUAGUUGAUUUCAUAUUGAUGAAAAAUUAUUUUCAACUGAAUAGAUUGUGUAUUUUUUCUGGCCUAAGUAUAUUUUACAUGAAUAAUAUAUGAUCGGUGUUAUAUGUUGUAAAGACAAAAUAUAAAUGACACCUAAUAUUUGAAUGUUUUAGAUUUUAUUUUUGGAGGAAAGAAACUAUAGAGAGAAUAUAAGAGAAAUGUCCCAUGUAGCCGUUCAGGUUCAGAAGCAUCUGACACCUUGACUGAGACUGAUGCUUGUACAUGGUACAACGCUUCCUGUUGUAUCUGCAUGUGUGUACCUGUUUGUGUUGUAACGCUAUGGUUUAGUUUAUUCUUUUGUUCUUAAUUAUUAUUUGAGCGGUUAGCGCUUCCAUCAAGUCAAUGGAAAUGAACAUUACACUUCUGCCUUGCUGUGGCUAUCGUAGAUUUUAACGUCAUCAAGCCUUUGCAUUUUAUGUGGAGGAAAACAUUUCUUUUUGUUAGCAGUAUAUUUAACUGUAGAGGUUUGUAGGGAGAAAUAAUUGAGCAGUGAGCUGCUGCUGCUGCUGCGGAUAUGAAAAGCUUUAGUAACUCUGGUCCUGUUUACACUCAUGUUGUACAACAGUGAAGUUGUGAUUGUCAGGGAAUUCGCAUUUCAAUGUGUGCAAGCUUGAGACAAUAAAAGAUUCCCAACACUCAUUAAAAGCUAUCAGUUAACAUAAAGUAAAGUUGAAAAUUUGAAGAGACGGAUGUGAGGGACUUUGAAGCAGCUUUUCUAAACUUACUACAGAGUGAAGAACAGGUUUAACAUCCCCGAAGCAAAAUAUUCAAGAACAGAUACUUUUAUUAUCGUAAAUCUGAAUGUUACAGUGAGAAACUUCUUUUUUUCAUUUCAGUCUUUUGUUUUUUUAUUAUUUUAUUAUCUCUUUUUUUAUGCCAUUUAAUUUGAUUCUCUGAUUCUGGCCACAAUUGCAUGUUUUCAUUGCAGAGAAAACAACCGUCUUAAACAACUGAGGUCAGUCUAAUGUGCUAUUGAUGAGUAACAUGGUACAACUGCACGUAAUGUAUGCACUGUGAACUGAAAAUAAAAUGACACUGUUUCAUU
Molecule: messenger RNA, 7027 nt
Organism: Hippoglossus stenolepis (Pacific halibut)
Lineage: Eukaryota; Metazoa; Chordata; Actinopteri; Pleuronectiformes; Pleuronectidae
Gene: dennd1b
Product: DENN/MADD domain containing 1B
Exons: 23
Coding region: 346-2958 (870 amino acids)
Biological process (GO): endocytic recycling; endocytosis
Cellular component (GO): nuclear speck; intracellular membrane-bounded organelle; cytosol
Molecular function (GO): phosphatidylinositol phosphate binding; guanyl-nucleotide exchange factor activity
Source: RefSeq, a predicted model, not a curated record